AUGCAAACACAUGCCCUUGGUUUUUCUCGUAAGGCGGAUGAGGUGCAGCCCCUUAUUAUUGCAGUUAUAGGAGCCACAGUUGACCUCUCCAAAACGAAAAUCUUUCCAACAUUAUUUGCUUUAUAUUACAAUGGAUUUCUCCCUGAGAUCGGUAUUGCAGAGAAAAGAAAAAUUACAGAUGGAGAUCUGAGAUCACCAAUAGCAUCAACGUUGACAUGUCGUGUUGAUCAUCAGUAUGGCCUGUUUAGUCCGGGACUAUGGAUUUCGUUUCAUUACCUCUCCUCCUCCAGCUCACAACUCGCGCUCAUCAGGUUGACGAGGUCUUAUUACUCACUAUCAAUUCGUCCUCUUUCUCCUCGCCAACAACAAGAUGUUUUUGAUUCAAAAGCUGGUGCUGAGCUUCUUGACUUGGUUCACAAGAAGUUGCAAAGGAGGAGUAUGUCUUCUCAGGUAGAAGAUGGAGGAUUUCUACCCGUGAAUUAUUCUUUGGAAUCAUUAAUUGACGAGCAUGCAGUCUCGCCACCUGAAAGCUAUCCAAUUCCUGGCUCAGAGUCAAAUGAUGCAUCUGAUGCUAUGCUGCCUUACAAUUAUUGCAGUCUCAGUGCUGAACAAAAGAAAGAGUUUCUAGAAAUUACCAAGAACAGCCUUGAAGUACUAUCCAGUUUGUUGAGCUCUGAAGCAGAGCCCAAAGUCAUUGAGAUGAAAGUAUCAGAGAGGACAUCGAUAAGGGCUGCAUGUAAGGAGGUUUUUCAUGAAGUGAAAACUCUGAUGGAUACGGAGGCUAUAGAUUCAGUCAAGAAAACACAACACCUGAUAUUAGGAAGGUUGCAAGACAGCAAUGCAGUGCUUUCACAUUUCAAUGAAUACUCAGAGAAUUGCUAUGCAAUCUUUUUUAACAUCGGGCUUUACUUUGCUUGAAACUCGAUUUGGUUUCAUGUUUUUAAGAGUAUAGAGUUUAUGCUAUUGUAUAAAUUUUGAUUCAGCAAUCUCCAUUGGUAGUAACCAAUUUCCGUUUAUUGAUGGCCAGGUCUCAAAUUGAUCCCAAGAUAGGCGUCGACUUGCCCUUGGAAGAUAUCUUCUUUUAGGACUUCAUAAGAAGAAAGAUAUAUUGAAUCAAUCAAGUCAAGCAAGUUAAUGAGCGGUAGUUUUCUAUCUUAGGUGGCCAUAGAUAGCACUAAUUUUCAUGAACAUUCAAUGGUUCUGUACAUUUUAGAUGAACGGUUACGUACAUCAUUUUAGCCCCGAGACCCUCGCUUUGCACGAUUUAGAACUGUGGCACCAGUUAUAUAUUAUUAAAUGUUGCCAAUGGUGUGGUUCCUGUUAAAGGUGUUAGCCGAGUUGAGCUCAAGGAAAAUCCCUGAUAUUCAAAACUCAUGCUUAUAAAUUGAACUAAGAGGUGUUGCAUUAUUUAAGAUAUGGAUUUAUGUAUUAUUUAGUGUA
Molecule: messenger RNA, 1440 nt
Organism: Spinacia oleracea (spinach)
Lineage: Eukaryota; Viridiplantae; Streptophyta; Magnoliopsida; Caryophyllales; Amaranthaceae
Exons: 6
Coding region: 1-918 (305 amino acids)
Biological process (GO): lysosome localization
Cellular component (GO): BORC complex
Source: RefSeq, a predicted model, not a curated record